AUGGCCGAACUACACUCUUGCGAGUCCGACUACGACGAAUCCGCCGAUGAAGCCAUCACCAUCACACUCACCCACCGCAACACACCAUACACUUUCAAAUUUUCCUCGGACGGAACAAUCACCCACCUCUCCGAAGAUGUCGAAGACACCCUCUCGAUCCCCCCUUCAAAUCAAAAGUUCAUCGUCCCGAAGCUCGGCCUCCUGAAGCCCCCUUUCAAAGACCCCGACAUGUCCCUCGUCGAUCUGCAGAACAAGAAGAUCAUGCUCAUGGGCGUCGAGGCCAAGGAGGUCGCAUCCCUCCAGGCCGCAUCCGAAUUUGCCGCGAAACGAAACGCCGCGCGCAGUGCCGCGCGGAGACAGAACCGGCCCUCGAGGAGGAGAGACCAGGGACGCGCGCAGGCGGACAGCACCUACACCUUUCUCUCGGUCCGGCCGCUGGCAGGGCUUCCGCACCCGGAGCGAUCCCUGGCGCUUCUCGAAAAGCUGAAGGAGGACCCGGGCAUCCGCGCCUCGAUGCGCAAGCACAAGUUCAGCGUCGGCCUCUUGACGGAGAUGGAACCCCUGUCCAACACACAGUCCAGCCACGAGGGAACCACUAGGCUUCUUGGCCUCAACCGCAACAACGGAGAAGCGAUUGAGCUGAGGCUGAGGACGGAUGCGCACGACGGGUACAGAGAUUACAAGACGAUUCGCAAGACCUUGUGCCACGAGCUGGCGCACAAUGUACACGGCGAUCAUGAUCGCAACUUUUGGGAUUUAUGCCAUCAGAUUGAGCGCGAGGUCGAUGCUGCGGACUGGAAACAUGGCGGGCACACGGUUGGAGAGGGAUCUUCGUAUCAUGCGCCGGGACAAGAUGAGGAAGAUGGCUUCGAGGAUCACGGCGGUUGGGAAGGCGGCGAUUUCGUGGUGGGAGGAAGUAGUGGUGGCAACACUGGUCUGAGCCGACGAGAGAUUCUGGCAAAGGCUGCAGAGGAGAGGGUCAAGAAGAUGAACAUGGAGAGGAGGGAUGGAGGCAAACCCGAUUCUGGUGCAUCGUCAUAA
Messenger RNA from Colletotrichum orchidophilum, 1041 nucleotides. RefSeq names its product WLM domain-containing protein. The transcript has a single exon. The record is from RefSeq and is a predicted model, not a curated record. The coding region runs from base 1 to 1041 and encodes 346 amino acids. Lineage: Eukaryota; Fungi; Ascomycota; Sordariomycetes; Glomerellales; Glomerellaceae. Gene Ontology annotation, molecular function: proteasome binding.